This is a messenger RNA of Arabidopsis thaliana (thale cress), 1984 nucleotides long. RefSeq names its product Protein kinase superfamily protein (gene SOS2). The record is from RefSeq and is marked reviewed. Gene Ontology annotation, biological process: signal transduction. Bases 191 to 1318 code for a protein of 375 amino acids. Gene Ontology annotation, cellular component: nucleus; cytoplasm. The transcript is spliced from 13 exons. Gene Ontology annotation, molecular function: protein serine kinase activity; ATP binding; protein kinase activity. Lineage: Eukaryota; Viridiplantae; Streptophyta; Magnoliopsida; Brassicales; Brassicaceae.
CGAACGACUAAUUCAGGUCGUAUACGGGUACAGUCAAAUAACCCGACCCGAAAUGCUCAACGGAUCUGCACGGACGUUCGCAUCGACGAUUCACGGCUUUCGCGAAUCGCAUCACGAGCCUUCCUUCUCUCCUACGCCUCUUUCAUCAACCCUUCUCUGCGAAUCCAAUUCUGAUAAAAGUUUGUAAAGAAUGACAAAGAAAAUGAGAAGAGUGGGCAAGUACGAGGUUGGUCGCACAAUAGGUGAAGGAACCUUUGCUAAGGUUAAGUUUGCGAGGAACACAGACACUGGUGAUAAUGUAGCCAUCAAAAUUAUGGCUAAGAGUACAAUACUUAAGAACAGAAUGGUUGAUCAGAUAAAAAGAGAGAUAUCUAUAAUGAAGAUUGUUCGUCACCCGAACAUAGUGAGGUUGUAUGAGGUGUUGGCGAGUCCUUCGAAAAUAUAUAUAGUUUUGGAGUUUGUGACAGGAGGAGAGCUCUUUGAUAGAAUUGUUCAUAAAGGGAGGCUUGAAGAAAGUGAGUCUCGGAAAUACUUUCAACAGCUUGUAGAUGCUGUUGCUCAUUGUCACUGCAAGGGUGUUUACCACCGUGACCUAAAGCCAGAAAAUCUUUUACUCGAUACAAAUGGAAAUCUGAAGGUUUCGGAUUUCGGACUCAGUGCAUUGCCUCAGGAAGGAGUAGAACUUCUGCGUACCACAUGUGGAACUCCGAACUAUGUAGCUCCAGAGGUACUUAGUGGACAGGGUUACGAUGGUUCAGCAGCUGAUAUUUGGUCUUGCGGGGUUAUUCUUUUCGUUAUAUUGGCUGGAUAUUUACCUUUUUCCGAGACGGAUCUUCCAGGGUUGUACAGAAAAAUAAAUGCAGCAGAGUUUUCUUGUCCACCGUGGUUUUCCGCAGAAGUGAAGUUUUUAAUACAUAGGAUACUUGACCCCAAUCCCAAAACACGUAUUCAAAUUCAAGGAAUCAAGAAAGAUCCUUGGUUCAGAUUAAAUUAUGUGCCUAUACGAGCAAGGGAAGAAGAAGAAGUGAAUUUGGAUGAUAUUCGUGCAGUUUUUGAUGGAAUUGAGGGCAGUUAUGUAGCGGAGAAUGUAGAGAGAAAUGAUGAAGGGCCCCUGAUGAUGAAUGCCUUUGAGAUGAUUACCUUAUCACAAGGCUUAAAUUUAUCUGCACUAUUUGACAGGCGACAGGAUUUUGUUAAAAGGCAAACCCGUUUUGUUUCUCGAAGGGAACCUAGUGAGAUAAUUGCUAACAUUGAGGCUGUAGCGAACUCAAUGGGUUUUAAGUCUCAUACACGAAACUUCAAGGUAACGAAUUCCUAGCAUAUUACACUUAUCACAGAGAUUAUGCAUUAUUUUAAAACUCUCAACUGUUAAACGCAUGUGUAGAUAGAUUGAUAAGAUUGACAAGGAAACUUAGUUUAUAUCUCUGGCGUUCAAAAACGAAAGUCCUAGUGUGAAUUAUCAUUUUUAAUGUUAGCAGAGAGUACAAUUGUUAUGAUUUGUUACGUCUAUGUGCUCAACAGACAAGGCUCGAGGGAUUAUCUUCGAUCAAGGCCGGACAGUUAGCUGUUGUGAUAGAGAUUUACGAGGUGGCACCAUCGCUUUUCAUGGUAGACGUAAGAAAGGCUGCUGGUGAAACUCUUGAAUAUCACAAGUUCUACAAGAAGCUAUGUUCGAAACUGGAAAACAUAAUAUGGAGGGCAACAGAAGGAAUACCAAAGUCAGAGAUUCUCAGAACAAUCACGUUUUGAUCCCAACUUAAAUCCAAUAAAAAUGUACACUUGUGUAAUAAAUGACCUAAUUAUUCUUCAGGGAGAUUGGAAGAUUUGCUUCUUGAGCUAGUAUUCUAAUUUGAUUGUGUCUUGUAGUUUGCUUUGGCCAUUGGUUUGGAUCCCUCUGUUCUCUGUGUAUGGCAAUACUUCUCAAAACUUGUCCUGCGAAGACAUGUACUAACAAAACACAUCCAAUAUGAGUUUGCUUACUAGA